This is a messenger RNA of Spizellomyces punctatus DAOM BR117, 2418 nucleotides long. RefSeq lists its product as uncharacterized. Gene Ontology annotation, biological process: phosphatidylinositol dephosphorylation. Bases 1 to 2418 code for a protein of 805 amino acids. Lineage: Eukaryota; Fungi; Chytridiomycota; Chytridiomycetes; Spizellomycetales; Spizellomycetaceae. The record is from RefSeq and is a predicted model, not a curated record. Gene Ontology annotation, cellular component: endoplasmic reticulum. Gene Ontology annotation, molecular function: phosphatidylinositol-4-phosphate phosphatase activity. The transcript is spliced from 5 exons.
AUGGUAAAUUGCAAAGUCGCCUUCUGGAAGGUUUUUGAAAGGUUUGGUGGGAAGCACGUUUGGACUCAGUUGGUUGAUUUGCAGUCCAUUACCAUUGACUGUUUUUUGAGAUUUCUUCUAGACCGACGGAGCACUUGCGACCAGCGUAUUCCGUUUAUAUUGUGCCUUUUCGGCGUUCAUACGUCUUCUUUGCGUCAUUUGCAAUACAAAAAAACACACACACACAUAUCCCAUUGCUUGCAACCAAUGUCAAACAAGGUGGAUCGCGACUCCUUCCGUGUAUUUCGCACACGAGACGGAAGGUACCUAGCGGAAAGUCCUCAUAUUUUGAAAAAUGCCAAAGCGGGAGAGGAGAUUACGGACAUGCUGGUUGUGAUGCAAGAUGGCGUUAGUGUGCAAGACAAGAAACGGGCAUUGCCAGUGGCAUCCGAUGGAAUCACAUCCUCUUUGGAAGUUUGUGGUGUCAUUGGCGUUAUUGAAUUGGUCUAUGCACAAUACCUCGUUGUCGCUACUGCACGAACCUUGGCUGCUACAUUGCAAUCUCACAAGAUUUGGAGGAUCACUGCGGCCAGUCUUUUGCCUAUUGGGACUGGAAAUGACAAUCAGUUGAUUAGGCAAAAGAAGGUUGAUGAGACGACUCUGGCAAAGUACACUCUGGACCAAGAGCUCCUCCAAUCCAUCAACCAGAUCGCAAACUCUGGACAUUUGUACUACUCUACGACUUACGACAUUACGCACUCUGUCCAACAUAACUAUCUGAAAAGUUCUGGAAAGGCACAAAAGACCGUCAUCGAUGAUCGAUACUUUUUCACAAAGCAUCUCGCAGGACCUCUUUUGAAGGCUGGACAGGCUGCCGAACCUUGGGUUUUGAACGUCAUCUGUGGAUUUGCUGGCACAAUCGACAUGAAUGUUAAGCUUCCCGUGGAACUUGAGCACAACGAGGAGGUCGUUCGACCGUACAAGUUGACCCUCAUUUCCCGAUUAAAUCGCCGCCGUGUCGGUACCCGCUACGUUCGUCGAGGUCUCGACUUUGAUGGAAACACAGCGAACAAUGUGGAGAUGGAGCAAAUUGUCUAUCACGAAGACUUUCACAGCUACAAAGGUCUUUCCACGUACAUUCAGGUUCGCGGUUCCGUUCCCUCCAUUUGGGGACAGGAGCUUGACUUGAGAUACCGCCCGGAAUUGCUUAUUGCCGACAUUAACAAGCCCAAAGUAUGGACAUCCAUCAAGAAGCACUAUGACGAUCUCAGACACCAGUACAUUGGCGAAAAGGCGGUGAAGGAAGGAGGCGCUGACAUUGGCAAGGUCGUUUGUGUCAACUUGUUGGAUGUGACUGGAUUCGAGGGACGGUUGACCAAAGUGUAUGAGGAAACCGUUAGGCGGUUUGCCGAUGAAAAGGUUUCGUAUGAAGAGUUCCCGAUCAACAAGUGGUGCAAGAACAGAAAUUUCCGAAAUAUGGAGAUUUUGAUGGAUCGUGUUCGGGACAGACUUGUCAACAGCGGGUGGUUUAUUGCGGAAGGCGAGGUGGGCGACCUGCACGUCACCAAACUUCAAACCGGUCUGGCGCGUGUGUCGUGCCUGGACAGUUUGGACCGUACCAACCUCACCUGCAGUAUCUUUGCUCGCUACAUGCUUCCAUACCAAGUCCAGUCCAUCACCGCAGAACUACCUGCUGUCGAGUCUGGUAUCAAUGGCGUGAUUGCCAGUGAUAUGCGCGACCCUGUCGCCUUGAUGCGCAAGUCCUUGGAACCGUUUGCAAAGCCUUUUACAAACCUCUGGGCCGAUUCGGGUGAUGCCAUUUCCCUUCUUUAUGCCGGUACCGGUGCAUUGAAGGCUGAUGUGACGCGAACGGGAAAGAAGACGUUGACAGGUAGCUUGACGGAUGGUAUCAACUCAUUGACACGAUACUACCUGAAUAAUUUUGUUGACGGGCGACGACAAGACGCUUAUGAUCUGUGGACUGGUAAAGCUGUUCCUGAGCAAAUCAAUAAACUCGUCGAAACAGAAGGUGUCAAACGCGCUCAGCGCGUUUCCAAGCCAUACAUUGCAAAGGGCCAAGGUGUCCUGGGUCGCAUCAUUCCAGGUUUUGUAAUCGACCAAGUCGAACCGCUACUCCAGACUGCCACCGAGUACGCCCGUGCAACAGUCAAAGGAUCCGACACGGACGUGCAUGCCCGUUGGAGGUCGGCCCACAUUGAUGCUCAAGGGAACCCGCGAAGCUUCUUUGGGCUUAUCCUCUCCACCGUGAAAUUAUAUGCACCUGGACAAAUCUCUGGUGUGCUAGAGUUUCUGGUGGCGCUGGUGGUCUUCUUUUAUUUGAUUGUUCUUGCGAGAGUUUUCCAUAUUCAAGGACAAUUGGUUGUCAAUCGACCCAAGUUGAGCGUAGAGUACAGGAAUAUUUAUGAAUUGUUGGAUUGA